Messenger RNA from Pezoporus flaviventris, 1281 nucleotides. RefSeq names its product vestigial like family member 4 (gene VGLL4). The transcript has 5 exons. The record is from RefSeq and is a predicted model, not a curated record. Gene Ontology annotation, biological process: negative regulation of DNA-templated transcription. Lineage: Eukaryota; Metazoa; Chordata; Aves; Psittaciformes; Psittacidae. Bases 204 to 1088 code for a protein of 294 amino acids. Gene Ontology annotation, molecular function: transcription coactivator binding.
GACCGUGGUAGUGCCCCGGAGCUCGGCAGGGACCGUGUGUGCGCUGUAACCCCUCCGCGCUCCCCCCUCACCCCACCCCCGGCGCCGGUCCGCGGGAGGCUGCGCCCCGCGCUGGUACUGCUGCAAGCCGGGCGCGUCCCGGCCGCCCCCUCCCCGAGCUCCGGCGGCAGCGAGCGCGCUGGUCCGUUCUGCCAGCACGAUAAAUGCUCUUGAUGAAGAUGGACCUGUUGAACUACCAGUACUUGGACAAGAUGAACAACAACAUCGGCAUUCUGUGCUACGAAGGUGAAGCAGCCCUAAGAGGUGAGCCCAGAAUGCAGUCCCUUCCAGUGUCCUCCGUUCUAACCAACCAUCGAACAGGCCCUCCUCCUAUCAGCCCCAACAAGAGAAAGCUGAGCAUGGACCAAGGGGACGAUGAGCUAGACUGUGAAAAUGACCACGUUUCUAAAAUGAGUCGAAUGUUCAACCCCCAUCUAAACAAGACUGCCAAUGGAGACUUUCGGAAGGAGCACAGAGAGAGGAGUCGCAGCCCCAUAGAGAGGGCUGCUGCCCCGACAAUGAGCCUUCAUGCCAAUCACAUGUAUGCCUCAAUCCCAAGCUUGACCAUGGAUCAACCUCUAGCACUGACCAAAAACAGCAUGGAUGCAACCCGGACAGUUGGCAUCACACCUACACUGACUUCUGUGGAACGGCAGCAGAACCGUCCCUCGGUGAUCACCUGCGCUUCCGCCAACAACCGCAACUGCAACCUGUCCCACUGCCCCAUCGCGCACAGCGGCUGUGCCUCCGCCGUGCCCCCGUACCGGAGGCCCGCCAGCACUACCACUGCCUGCGACCCGGUGGUGGAAGAGCACUUCCGCCGAAGCCUUGGCAAGAAUUACAAGGAGCCUGAGCCAGUGGCAAACUCCGUGUCCAUCACAGGAUCGGUCGAUGACCACUUUGCCAAAGCACUUGGGGAUACGUGGCUGCAGAUCAAAGCUGCGAAGGACGGCGUCUCGAGCAGCCCCGAGUCCGCGUCGCGGCGGGGCCAGGCUUCCCCCUCCUCUCACAUGGUCAAUCAUAAUCACUCGCCCUCGGUGGUCUCCUGAGGAGGGGACCGGGACCCUUGUGAAUUUGCAUGGUUUGACUGAGCUUUGAACAGUGCUUACGGUAGUGUCGGGGAAGGGAGGUUAGUUUUGAACACAUGUUUUGUGUACUCACUUUGUUUGUGAAAGGGUGCCCUUAAAGAUGAUAGCAGGAACUAUUUCAUAACGAUUCAUCUGAUGUAGCAUCCUUUUUUCC